Messenger RNA from Myxozyma melibiosi, 3178 nucleotides. Its product is annotated as WD40-repeat-containing domain protein. The transcript is spliced from 3 exons. Bases 164 to 2965 code for a protein of 933 amino acids. The record is from RefSeq and is a predicted model, not a curated record. Gene Ontology annotation, molecular function: protein binding. Lineage: Eukaryota; Fungi; Ascomycota; Lipomycetes; Lipomycetales; Lipomycetaceae.
ACUAUUCUGGGUACGUUCGUCCGGAGCUUCAUCUUUGCCGAGGAACAACGGUUCGCAACGCGCGUACUCGUCGUGAAGAAGAUCCCCGGCGAAUUUUACUCCACCAACACCCCAGAAAUCCGCGUAAUCUGCAUAUCCAUCUCAUACUCCGUCGAAAGGACCAAUGCGUUUCGCGCUUCCGAGUCUCUCGUUCGGGCUGUUUGACUCGGCAGAGCCCGCGGCGCCGGCAAAGAGCAAACUCCCCGGCGGGUUUGACGCCUCAGAAGAUGAGCUUCCUUCGCUUCCGACGUCCUCUCGACCGCCGUCAGUCGUGCCGAGCCAGCCAAAUAGCAGCGUGGUCUCGUCCUCGACCGAUCCGCUCAGCAGACACAUUCUCAAGCGCACCGGCACCGAACUCAACGUCGGCGGAGGCAGCAGCAGUAAUGGUGGUGGAGGUGGACCCGGCGGGGUAGUCAGCGAGUUCUCACGUAUGGCAUCCUUCACACCCGGCGACGACCGCGUUGCGCUCUCGCGACCCCAGUCGAACGUCUCCCGCCGCAUGUCGCGGCAAGAAACAAACAGCAAAGACAAACCUCCCUCGCUGCCAUCGAUCCUCUCGACCUCCUCCCGAGGCCAGCAUAAACGACACGUCUCGUUCUUCUCGCGCUUCCGAAAAGCCCACGGCAAUUCGAACAGCGCGUCCGACUCCGGCUCGGGCUCCGGAUCCGAAGACGACCAGGGCGGUCGGCACCAGUCUAUACGCCGAGCGGAGGGAAACAAUGCUACGCUGUUUUCCUCGACAGCCACAGAGUACUACGUGCCUCAAACCCCCGAGCCUCCGCGGUACAUCCGCGUGCGCGCGCAUGCGAAGAUGACCAAAGACUUUGACCGGCUCUUUCUCGCGCAGGAACUCCACCGCAAACCAGGCCAGACCAUGCCCAACACCCCCGCGACGCCGAAUUUCCCCGCCGACCAAAUGGAAGUGCACCCGGCAUACUCGGGCUCGCAUUCAAAUCUCGCGUCGGUCGCAAACGCAUCGACAAGUUCGCUCGCGCUGCCGCAGCAUAAGCGCGGCGCGAUCUGGACGCUCAAGUUCUCAAAGAAUGGAAAGUACCUAGCGGCUGGAGGCGAGGACCGCAUCGUUCGCGUAUGGAGCGUGAUUUCGACGCCUGCCGAGCGCGCGCAGUGCGAGCAAGAACAGGAAGAUUCGUCGUCCGCGGACGAAGGGUCAAACAUCCACCGAUCCCGGCGGCAUCACAGAAAACAGCACCAGCGCCUCAACGCACCCUUAUUCCUCCCGUUCCCCACGCGCGAGUUUGCCGGCCACGCCGGCGACGUGCUCGAUCUGUCGUGGAGCAAGAACGAUUUCCUGCUCUCGUCGUCUAUGGACAAGACUGUUCGGCUGUGGCACGUCUCGCGACAAGAAUGCCUCUGCUGCUUUCAACACGAAGAUUUUGUGACUUCCAUCGCCUUCCACCCGUCCGACGACCGCUUCUUCCUCUCCGGGUCGCUUGAUUCUGAACUCAGACUCUGGAGCAUCCCGGACAAAACCGUCGUCUACCGCGCCGAAUUACCCGACCUCAUCACCGCCGUCGCGUUCUCGUCCGAUGGCCAGACCGCUAUCGCAGGCUGCUUUACUGGUCUCUGUCUAUUCUACGAAACAGUCGGCCUGCGCUACCACACGCGCAUGCACGUCCGUUCCUCGCACGGCAAGAACUCAAAGGGCUCCAAAAUCACCGGCAUCAGCCACCUCGAAAAAGCACCAGAAUCUGUCUCCUCCGACGCGAAGUUGCUGAUCACUUCCAACGACUCGCGCAUUCGGUUGUAUAAUAUGCGCGAUAAGUCGCUCGAGGCGAAGUUGAAGGGAAACGAGAACUUGUGCUCGCAGAUCCGGGCUACUUCGUCUGAGGACGGACGGUAUGUGAUUUGUGGUAGCGAGGACGAUCGCGUUUACAUUUGGGAUAUGCAGGCCAAGACGCAGAAUCCCUCAAAACACCCCUACGAAUACUUUACAGCACACAAUCAUGUAGUGACAGACGCCGUAUUCGCCCCCUCGACCACAAUCGAACUCCUAAGCCAAUCAGGCGACCCAAUCUUCGACACCUGCACCCCCCCACCCGUCCGGCUCUCGCUCCCGGAAGACGACGCGACGACAGGCACUGGCCGAUACCCGCCCCCGAACCCUGCCAGCCGCCAUCCGAACGGGAACAUCAUCGUCUCAGCAGACCAGUACGGCACGAUCAAAGUCUUCCGGCAGGACUGCGCCUACGAAAAGCGUAAAGAAAACGAGGCGUUCGCCGCGACGUUGAGCAAAACCAGCAGUCCCGCACACUCGAUCGCGUCGCACUCGCUCCGUCGACCGGAAGGUGGCAGCCUCUACACCCCCUCGCCACUGAACCACAGCAGUUACGCCGGCCGCGGCAGCUCCAGCAACGGACGAAGCCAGUCCACGCGUAUCUCGAUCGACUCUCCCUCGCGAGGCUCAGAGCGCAGCGUCGAACGUCACCGCAGUAUGCUCUCCGGCACGCUGUCAUCCCGCGCCAGUCGAAGUCUGUCGCGCCUCGGCCGGUCCAAGAAACGCAACUCGCUGCUCUCGUCGACAUCCCCUCCUCCGCCGCGCGAAGACGCCCGGAGAAGCAAAGCCGAUCUCAACCACUCCAUCGACAGAAACCUUCUCCACGUUGGCGACGCGACCACCUCCACCCGCGGCACCCCGACCUCCUCCAACCGCGAGAGCUUCUCGCUCCCGGUCUCCUCCGACUCGGACGACGACGCCGACCGCAGCCUCUCCGUCUCGCACACGGGCAACUCGUCUACUUUCUUCUCCGACGACGCCGACACCGAGGACUUUGACCGCGCGUCCGAUAUCGAGGAGUCGGCUGAGCUGCGGUGUCCAAAGUGCCAGGGCACGAACUUCAAGGCGUCAAUCACGGUUAGGAAGGAGACGAGACUUGUGUGUAGUAAUUGCGGAAGUCUUGUUGUUUAAGAUAUGUUGUAUGCAUCUGAUGUUUAAUUUUUUGGAUAUGAAGAGUGUGGGGAAGGAUGUAAUAUAGUUUCGGUUGUAGCAUGACAAGCUCGCGUCAUGCACCAAAGACAUUUCUUAAUACUAGACUUGCUUAUUUUCUAUCUUAAGCGGAGCGGGAAUCAUUUCACGACGUUUUCCAUUACGUUAAAUCACAAUGAGACAAAAAAAGAGCCA